Messenger RNA from Babesia sp. Xinjiang, 1035 nucleotides. Its product is annotated as E3 ubiquitin-protein ligase RNF5. The record is from RefSeq and is a predicted model, not a curated record. Lineage: Eukaryota; Apicomplexa; Aconoidasida; Piroplasmida; Babesiidae. Gene Ontology annotation, molecular function: ubiquitin-like protein conjugating enzyme binding; calcium ion binding; ubiquitin protein ligase activity. Gene Ontology annotation, biological process: ubiquitin-dependent protein catabolic process. The transcript is spliced from 8 exons. Bases 1 to 1035 code for a protein of 344 amino acids. Gene Ontology annotation, cellular component: endoplasmic reticulum.
AUGACGGAUACAGAAACACAAAUAGGAACAGGUGAAGAAGCUUCGCCAAGAGAUACGGGACACAAUAAAAAAAGACAAGUAUAUGAUUGCAAUAUAUGCUUCGAAGAUGUAUGUGAACCUGUAGUCACGCGAUGCGGACACCUGUUCUGCUGGGAAUGCCUACUCACCUGGAUGAAUAAACCAAAUGACCACUGUCCAGUUUGCCAAGCUGGCAUUACCAAGGAAAAUGUAAUACCCCUAUAUGGACGUGGACAAGAAAAUAAAGACCCAAGAAAUAAACCCACGGAACCAAGACCAACAGCUGAAAGACCGCAACCACAACAGGCACAAAAUAACAGGAACAAUACACAAUUUGGAGGAGUAGUGUUCUCUAUGUUCGCAUUCCCAUUCUCCGUAGUAAUGCCAUUCCAUUUUGGCGGAUACGGGAAUAAUGGGUUUUUUAACUUCAUGAACAUGAUGACAAACACAAGGCAAAUGACAACAGAACAAAGGAGAGCACAUGUAAACUCCAUAUUACUCAUGGUAAUGGGUAUGCUGAUAAUCGCAUACAUAGUUAUAGUCAUAAGUAAAAACAAACGCCAAACUAAAAAAUCGAGGAACACAACAAACAAUAUGGCAACAGAAAGUAGAGUUUCAACCCUGCAAAAACUAUUCAAAUCAUAUUCGGGUGGGAAAAGCGUAAUGAACUCCAGCAAUGUAGACGACCUAGUCCGUGAACUUGGGUUCGCACCUUCUAUCAGCGAAUUAAAUACAUUCAAGCAAAAAGUCGGAGAUACAUGCGGUAUUGAACAACUACAAGAACUUGUAGACACACUAGAACAUCCCGAAGAUACAAAAGAAAACUUCCUCAAGUUCUUCAAGUUCUAUGAUACCAACAACAAAGGCACCGUAAGCAGACCUAUGCUAGAAAAACUACUCACACAUGUCGGAGAACCACUCACACAAGAAGAACUUAGCGCUUUCUUCAAAAAAACAUGCGACCUAGGAGACGAAGUACCAUACGAAAAACUCAUCAACAACCUUCUGAUGAAGUGA